GCUUCAAUUUUGUUGUCUUCAACUCUUAAAUUUACCUUUUGGUACGUCAUUUCGUAGUUCACACCAUGAAAUUGCCAUUGUUGUGUCAUUGUUUACGACCUCAUCGUCAUGGAAACAUCAAUCUUACAUACUUGAAAGAACAGAAGAUUUUUGCAAAGGCGGAACUACCUAAGUGUUGAACAAACAACGGAUCGAAUUUAGGCAAUGUAAAUGUCGCCUGGAUAAAUCUUACAAAAAUACUCUGUACUUGUCAACCGCAAUCUAAAAUCCAGUUUUGACAUGUCCUCGCUAACAGAACUUGUGAUAAGGCAUUUUGAAUUUGAAGGUAGUGUCCUUCUUGAACCUAAAACAUCGUCCUCGUGUAAGCGUUUUUAAGUUCUUUAGUUUUCCAUAUUAGUUUAAACCAAUUCUUAUAUCGCUAAACAUAUUUUGUUUCUCCAGGCUCUUGCGUGGAGUCAGUAGUGAGAUUAGUUUCCAACUCGUCCCAGUCCCUUUUGUUAAUAUUCAACUUCGCUCAGAUCAAGCAAAGAGAGUGACAAAAAGAAAUUAUACCCAGAAUCGAACUAACAAAAAUAUUUCAAAGUUUAGUUAAAAGAUAUUUUAUAAGUACUAAUUAUCUCAAUUAAUUUAUACAAUUUACAAUUUCCGAAAAAAAAUUAUAAAAAAAUUUUAAAAUAUGUUUUCACAAAAAUCUCCACCUUUUCUGUAAAAGGUUCCUCAACGCAAUACCUUUUGUAAGUUACGGAGGAGAGUGUCAAAAGUGUGAUGAUUGACUCGCUAUAUAGCUGGUGCGUAUUUUGGAAUCAACUUGCUAUGCAUUAACAUGGUUUUACAAAUCGAAAUACAGUGGAAAGUCUUAAACUUUAAACCAGUGUACGAAAGACACAAGUUAAUAUGAAUCGUUUAAUAAAGGUUAUCUUCAAUUAAUUCACAGUAUUGUCAAUUUUAAUUAUGCCAAGCAUAUCGCCACGCGAAGACAUGUUGGCUGAAGAAGAAGAUAUCGAGUAUUCUCAAGAAGAUUUGCUCAACAAGCUGGCUUUUCUUGAAAACAAAACCAAAGCACAGGAUAUGGAGGUACACCUUUUGAAAACAGCUUUGAGUGAUGUCAUUUCAAGAUUGUCGAUGCUGGAAAAUGACGUAAAGAAUGUAAAAAUAGCCAAAAAUGAGCGAAAAGACGUCCCUUUAUCUGAGCCAAUUACACCGACAAGAAGAAGUGUUGAUCUUUGGCAAAAGAAAACACGGCCCAGACCAAAAUCUAUGAUUAUAUCAUCAAACAGUACUUUUAAUCCGACAGUACCAAACAAAACAACUGGCCCCACCACACCUGUGUCCAAAACAUCUGGCCCCACCACACCUGUGUCCAAAACAGCUGGAACCUUAAAUGGAACUAGCAAUGGAACAAAGAAAACAAAAGCAAACUCCGAAAGAAGACUGAGCAACAGUACGAAGAAAACUGCAAUUCUCACCAAAAGGGGAUCAAGUCAAGAUAUUAGUCCGCCAACAUCCCCAUCAAAUGUUAAAACAGAGGACGGAAAACCAAAGCUAAUCCUUGCUAAAAAGCCAUCCUUCUCCAAAAGACCGAAAUCUUUAUCGAGUAGCCAGUCAAGCGACGAAAUUUCACCAAAAGAGGACCUGAUAAAGUUUUACAUGCGUGGUAGAAGUAUAACCAUGUAUACACCGUCCGAUCACAACGAACGAAAAUACGACAACACAGCUCCCAAUGAAAAAUUACAACUAGCUUGGGUAUACGGUUACCGCGGGAAAGACUGUCGUGACAACAUGUUUAAACUCGCAUCCGGUGAAUUGGUGUACAACAUGGCGGGUGUUGUGAUCAUGUAUGAUGAGAAAACUAAAACACAAAGACACUUCACUGAACACACCGAGGCUGUCAAAUGUAUAUGCUUGCAUCCCAACCAAGAGUUUAUUGCCAGUGGUCAAGUUGCUGGUCAUGGAGAUGGUGACGAUGGGAAGCCUCAUGUACUAGUGUGGAAUUCCACAACCUUGGAAACAAUAAGCUCAUUUGGUCAUGGACAUUUUGAAAGAGCAUUGUGUGCAGUCGGAUUCUCUCCAACCGAAAAUGGUCGGUAUCUUGCGGCGAUAGAUGAAAGUAAUGACCAUUGCAUUUCAGUUUGGGAUUGGGAAAAGAAAAUCAAAUUAGCUGAAACAAAAUGCUCCAAGGAGCUUAUUUUUGGUAUCAACUGGAAUCCCAUUUCAACGUUAUCUCUUGUAACAUACGGAAAAUCUCAUUUGGGAUUUUGGGAAUUUAACAGCGACCCGAAGAAUUGUCAGUUGACGAAAAAGAUGGGAAUAUAUGAGAAAAUUGACAGACCAAAAUACGUGUUGACAACUGCCUUCACGUCAAGUGGGGACGUAGUGACUGGUGACACAAAUGGAAAUAUUUUGUUGUUUAAAAACGGGAGUAAUCGAGUUGCAAAAGCAUCAAAGCCCUCUCAGAAGGGUGGAAUCUUUUCGGUAUGUGUACUUCCUGAUGACACAGUUGUUUCUGGUGGAAAAGAUGGCCAGUUCUCACUGUGGGACAACGACCUAACAAAAUUAAAAGACUUGUCACAGCUUGACGAUUGCUACGGUCCAGCUCGAUGCAUCGUAUACGAUAAAACACAAGAAUCGUUUAUUGUUGGCACAGCAAGAAAUUGUAUUUUAAGUUAUCCUUCUGAUUGGUCGAAAGAAUCUAUCAUCUCACUGGGACACAGUGAUGAGAUGUGGGGUCUCGCGACUCACCCAACAGAAACAAUAUUUGUUACUUGCUCACAAGAGCAGUUGGUUUGUAUUUGGGAUAGCAAGACGCAAGAAAAUCUUUGGACGUAUCCAAUCGAUGAUAGCGCUCAAUGUUGCUGCUUCCAUCCAACUAAACCUUUUGUUUUGGUGGCCACAACCAACGGAACCAUUUGUGUGCUAAACUACGACACCAAAGAAGAAUUGGUUACAUUACCUGUUGCCAUGGAAAUGCUCGACGAUGUUAAAUUUUCUCCAGACGGCACAUCAUUUGCAACAGCCUGUCGUGAUAUGAAUAUAUAUUUGUAUCAGUGGCCGAACGAUAUCAGCAAUUUCAAAAAGCCGAAAGUUUUGCAGGGUCAUUCCAGCAGAGUAUUGCAUUUGGAUUGGUCACGUGAUUGUGAAUAUCUUCAAAGUAAUUCAUCAGAUUAUGAAGUAUUAUAUUGGCAUGCAGAGUCAGGGUGUCAAAUCUUGUCAUCCGCAGCACUUCGAGAUGUUGAAUGGGAAACGUGGACAUGUCCUUUCGGAUUUCCUGUCAUGGGUAUUUGGCCAGAAGGAGCGGAUGGAACAGACAUCAAUACCUGUUCUCGUUCGAACAAUUUAAAACUUGUUGCCACAGGAGAUGAUUUUGGCGAAGUGAAAUUGUUUCGCUUCCCAAGCGUGAAAUUAAAGUCCGAAAACCACGUUGGAGUGGGUCACAGCUCGCACGUCACCAACGUUCGAUUUUUAUCGAAUGAUGCUGGUUUGAUUACUGUUGGUGGGAAGGACUGCUCAGUAAUGCAGUGGAAAUUGAUACCAGCUACAACUGAGUAAAGACAUUUUUAGCUUAACUAUGUGUUUUAUGCAUAACGAUAAUAAUUUUAUUAGUAAAAAUAUUGACAAUUAAUUGCGAUAAAAAUACCCGUUGGGUAUAACAUGGAAACUUCAACUAGCUUGUGUAAAUAUUUGACCGGUUUUAAUUUUCGCGAGAUUUAAUUUCGUAAAUUUACAUCGUUAAAUCAAAAUCCGUAAUUUUUUAAAAACGAAAAGGUUUUUUAAAAAUGACUACAGGAAAUAUGACUUUGAUCACAUUUCUUUUCAAUAAAUAAAGUAAUAUGUACGAGUAGGUAUCCUCUUGUUUUCGUAGAAUUCUUGCUUCAAAUAACUAUUCACUUGUAAAUUUGGUUUCGUAGAUAUUUUGGGGGAGUAAUUAUAGUUGUAAAUAAGUUGUUUAAAUAAAAGCUCUUUUUUAUUUCUAA
Molecule: messenger RNA, 3971 nt
Organism: Hydractinia symbiolongicarpus
Lineage: Eukaryota; Metazoa; Cnidaria; Hydrozoa; Anthoathecata; Hydractiniidae
Product: 77 kDa echinoderm microtubule-associated protein-like
Exons: 25
Coding region: 952-3546 (864 amino acids)
Biological process (GO): microtubule cytoskeleton organization
Cellular component (GO): mitotic spindle
Molecular function (GO): microtubule binding
Source: RefSeq, a predicted model, not a curated record